Acytostelium subglobosum LB1 is the source of this 1578-nucleotide messenger RNA. RefSeq lists its product as hypothetical. The transcript has a single exon. Lineage: Eukaryota; Evosea; Eumycetozoa; Acytosteliales; Acytosteliaceae. Bases 1 to 1578 code for a protein of 525 amino acids. The record is from RefSeq and is a predicted model, not a curated record.
AUGGACACUGCCAGGGUGGUCUUCUUGCGAUCCCCGCCCUACACUGGCAAGACUGCUAUUGGACAACUGGUCGAGACACAACUGAUCAAAGAGAAGCCCCAGGCAUACACCCGCCGCUUGUCCUUUAUAUGGAGUACAACACUGACAACCAACAAUCGCGCGGAGGACUUUACAAACCUAUGGACGACGCACACCAAUUGCUCUUUCAAUGACUGGUUAUUGAUCGCCAUCAAGAAACCCGUCUAUUUGAUCAUCGACGAAUGCCAUGUCGUCUAUCCCAAGGAACAUCCCUAUCAUUCGCUAUUUUGGCCAUUCAUCAAGUCGCUGGCUGGCAACAUCCAUGUCUUACUUCUUUCCGUCUAUGGUGAGAAGGGCCAGGGCUCAGAGGCCUCUACCCCAGUGGAGCUCGCCGCCACCAAUCACACGCCUCUUGACCACACAUUCCUACAAUUCUCUUUCCAAGAGUACCUCGAUUUGGUCCGUCGCUUCGGACAACGACCAAGGACUUGUCCGCUGCCUCGCACCAUUGCUUCCCGAAUCUGGAACGACACGCGUGGUCAUGUUGGAUUGGUCAAGCGCUUUCUUGUUAUCUUUGAGGAAGACAAUGAGAUCAGCAAAAUGAUGCAACUUGUCAGGACAGAGAAGAAGGAGUUGUCUGCCCUCGAAACAAUGUUGUUCAAUUAUCUAGUCUCCCAGCGGUGCGUAGAUGACAUCAGUCGUUCCAGAGCAGCACCGACACGUGCCGAAUUUACGAAGGAAGAUGACACUCUAGAACUCGAACAGUUGGAGCUCCUGGACUCGAUCAUUACAAGUCGCAGUCCUGAAGGACAACAGAGCCAAACCAUUGCAUCACGCCUGAUCAAGCGUGGAUUUCUUGUCAAGGUCUUGCUGCCCACAAAGAGAGAACUCGGCGAGGAUCCGACCGAACGCCUGUACACACUGGAUUUCCCCUCUCCGUUGUACAAAAGGAUCUAUCUCAUUUGGCGAUACACUCAGAAGGGCUUGAACAAGUUUCUGAUCACACCAAAGGACGACAUCACUAAACUGAUCGUGGAAAGCAUCAGGAACUUCCGACCCGAGAAGCUGGCCAGCUACUACUCGAGAAGGGCUCCAUUGGUCAAGAAUGACCCCGUCAUCCGACCUCUGGAGGUUGUUUGGCACGAUGAGUUCUACUAUGCCUCAACUGCUGCGCAAGGACCAACCUUUAUCAGCCCCAACGUUGGCAAACGUUUCGGCUGUGAAGGGGAGGUUGACUUUUAUAUCAAUAGCAUUUUCCGGUGGGCGAUAGAGCUCCUAUCUGAGGGCGACAGGCAAGAAGAACACGUGAAACGGUUCGAGACAACUCUCAUCAGGAAAAUGGAGACAAGAACUGGAGCCUUUGACAUGAACGAGGUUGGCAUCUAUUGUGUCCUGUUGGGAAUGAUCGAUCAAUGGAUUGUGGUCGACUUCACAGCUGCUUCAAGCGAGGAACCCAACGUGUGGCACGAUCACUUAUGUGUGGUCACCUACUCUGCAGACUUUAAAGAGUACAAGGUCUACACAAAGGGCAAAGAUGCUCAGAUUAUCAAACUAGCCUAA